UACCUCACAUAAAACGUAUGGUACACUUCCUGGUGGCGGACACCCGUUCCCAAAUCGGCCGAGACGCUUUCAUCCGGCGGCACUGCUGCAACUCCUAAGGCGGCUUUCUUCUCUUCCUUUCAACAUCUUGAGAGAGAGAGAGAGCAGAAUCAAACUCAAGAGAUCUAGAGAGAGAGAGAGAGAGAGAGAGAGAGAGUUGUGUAUGUGUUGAAGAUGAAUGACUCCACUGGUUCCAUUUCUUCCGGUGCAAUGUCUAACAGCAAUGGCAGCGGCAUCAGCAAUAGAGAUAUGUUUCUCAAACAAGUCAACAAGAAUUCCCACAAGAUCGCUAAGCCCUUCCGAAAGCCUCUCCCUCCUCCCACCGCCACUCCUCCAAUUCUUGACCCCAAUCCACACAAUUCGGGUCCGUCCCAGCUCCAAUCGCAGCAGCCGCCGGUCUAUAACAUCAACAAGAACGACUUCCGCGAUGUCGUUCAGAGGCUCACCGGCUCCCCCGCCCACGAGCGCUUUCCGGCGCAGCCUCCACCGGUUACUCACCCCAGGCCACCCAGUUCCCGCCUCCAGAGGAUCCGCCCACCUCCCCUGCCCCAGAUCACUAAUCGCCCUCCUCAGCUCGUUCCUCGUCCACUAAAUGACGCCGGUCAAAGGGGGGCGGCGCAGGCCCAACCGUUCCACCCACUUCCGCCGCUUCCGGUUGUGCACCCUCCGGCGGAAUCCCCGAUCUCUGCGUACAUGCGGUUCCUCCAGAGCUCCGCCUCAUCCCCUGCACCUUCGCCUCUGUGGAACAGGGGGCCACCGAUUGGACCUCGUCCUGAUGCUCUGCCGCCGCCAAGCGAGUUUGGUCAACGGGCGCCCUUCUCGCCGCUGCCGCCUAUGGAGUCUCCUGUCUCAGCUUACAUGCGCUUCCUCCAGAGCUCUCCCUACUCUUCAUCUGCUGCACCGCCGAGGGGGAACGGGUUAGGACCACCUCCGCCUGUCCCACCACAUCAGCAGCCGCCGCCCCCACCGCAGCCUCCUCUUGUCGCACCACAGCAGCAACAACAGCUUCCUCCUCCUCCACCUUCUUCUGCUGCUUUGCCGUCGCCUUUUCCGGCGAUGCCCUUGUCACCGCUGCCAUUUGGAUGGGUUCCGUCACCGAGGUCACCGUAUGGUAUGAUUUCCCCCAGUUUUCUGUUUUCUCCGGCGGGUCAAUUUGGAUUACCGCAGGUACCCUUGUCGCCCACGCUGCCUGUUCCAAGCCCAAGAUGGAAGGGCAUGUAAGGAUUUAGCUAACCAUCAGGAAGGAUUUCCAAAGACUACUUUCCUACAAUUGGCAGCAGGAUAAAUGUUGUGCAUGGGUAGAUCCCUUCAAGAUCUGACCGAAAAGUGGAAAAUAUGUUUUCUGCAUACGCCUCCAUUUGGGUGGGUGAAUAAAUGUAUUGAUGCUUUAUUGCUUUUGAUUAUUGACUUGGUGACUUGUAUUUAAUGUUCUUUUGGUUGAUUUUGUUCCAAAUAAGGACAUAUGGUCCUUGUAAGAGAUUAAUUUUAGGAUUAGAGAAAGAACUAGAACACUUGAAAUGGUGCAUACUUCAUUUAAGAGGGGGCGGAGGAGGGGAAAAACCAGGGCGACACUGUCACAAGGUUUCGGUGAAAUUGCAUGGUAAAAAUGUUACAGUUCUCCUAAUUAUUAGUUUUAUCCACACAAAAGGAUAAGAUAGGUGCAGAUAAGCCUUUAGGUACCCUUGUGCAGGAAUAAAUUUAAUCUGCAUUAAGGCAGUUGGAAUUGGAUAGCAAGGUAUCUACAAAGGUCAGCUCCUGUGUAAUGGGUUCAUGAACAUCCUUAUUCAAUACCUUUUUUUGCUUGUAAUGAAAUCCACGAACUUCAUGAGAAGAUGCAAGACGUCUUCCCGGUUCUUAACAACAAAGGAAAUAUCUUAUAGCAUAUGGGCCUGUAUUGGUCUUUUCCUGUAGCAUGUGGCGAUAUAUAAUUAAUCUACCAAAUGUCGUGAAAAUCCCCACGAAACUAAUUUGGCGGUGCCCUUUAGUCUUAUAUGUGACAUUUGCACUGUAAAGUUAUGAAAUAUGUCCAGUAUAGUGCAAGAUAUGAAUUGUUAGGACACGACUCUCGGUGGUAAGACUGGAUUGCUGUGU
This is a messenger RNA of Sesamum indicum (sesame), 2130 nucleotides long. RefSeq lists its product as uncharacterized. Lineage: Eukaryota; Viridiplantae; Streptophyta; Magnoliopsida; Lamiales; Pedaliaceae. The record is from RefSeq and is a predicted model, not a curated record.